This is a messenger RNA of Microtus oregoni (creeping vole), 873 nucleotides long. RefSeq names its product arylamine N-acetyltransferase 3-like. Gene Ontology annotation, molecular function: acetyltransferase activity. The record is from RefSeq and is a predicted model, not a curated record. NCBI's taxonomy places the organism in Eukaryota, Metazoa, Chordata, Mammalia, Rodentia, Cricetidae. The transcript has a single exon. Bases 1 to 873 code for a protein of 290 amino acids.
AUGGACAUUAAAGAAUACUUUGAAAGAAUUGGUUAUCAGAACUCCAGGAACAAACUGGACUUGCAAACAUUAACUGAAAUCCUUCAACACCAGAUACGAGCUGUUCCCUUUGAGAACUUGAACAUCCAUUGCGGGGAACCCAUGGAGCUGAGCUUAGAGGCCGUCUUCGAUCAUGUCGUGAGGAAGAAGCGGGGUGGCUGGUGCCUCCAGUUGAACAAUCUUUUCUACUGGGCUCUGACCACAGUAGGAUUUGAGGCCAUAAUGUUGGGAGGACAAGUUUAUAACUUCCCCGCCUGCAGAUAUAGCAAAACCUUGAUUCAUCCCCUGCUUAUGGUGACCCUCAGUGGCAAAAAGUAUAUCGUGGAUGCUGCAUUCCCAUUUUCCUGCCAGCCGUGGGAGCCUCUGGAAUUAAUUUCUGGGAAGGAUCAGCCUCAGGUGCCUGCCAUCUUUCACUUGACAGAAGAGAAUGGAACUUGGUACCUGGACCAAACUAAAAGGCAACAUUAUGUUCCAAACCAAGAAUUCAUCGAUUCUAACAUUCUUGAGAAGAAUAACCAUCGAAAAAUAUUCUCUUUUACUCUUGAACCUCGAACGAUUGAAGAUUUCAAGUCUGUGAGUGAAUAUGCCCAAACAUCUCCAACUUCUGUAAUGGUCAAGACAUCACUUUGCUCCCUGCAGACUCAAGAAGGGGUUCAUGGCUUGCUGGGCACCACUCUUGUCUACAAAAAGUUUAAUUAUAAGGACAAUGUUGAUCUGGUAGAAUUUAAGACUCUGAAGGAAGAAGAAAUAGAAGAAGUACUAAAGCAUAUAUUUGGUAUUAAUUUGGAGACAAAGCUUGUGCCCAAACGCGGCGAUCCUUUUUUUACUAUUUAG